This is a messenger RNA of Saprolegnia diclina VS20, 1632 nucleotides long. RefSeq lists its product as hypothetical. Lineage: Eukaryota; Oomycota; Saprolegniomycetes; Saprolegniales; Saprolegniaceae. Gene Ontology annotation, molecular function: protein binding. The record is from RefSeq and is a predicted model, not a curated record. The transcript is spliced from 5 exons. The coding region runs from base 1 to 1632 and encodes 543 amino acids.
AUGACCCUUCUGUCCUUUGAAGGUAUUGACGUCGACAUUCCGGCCAUCGACGGGCUGCGCUUCUUCUUUGAGAAUGGCAGCCUCGCGAUCGAGUGCACCAACUUCACUGGUCGCUUCGCGCUCUCCAAGCCGCCACCCAAGCCCACUGAGUCCAAGAAGCGUGUGGCCGAGGCGCCGUCGCCGAUCGUUAUUUAUGAAGACCCGGCCAAGCGCCAAAAGACGUCACCUGCCAAGGCGGCCUCGAGUAGCAGUCGCAGCGAUACCAGCGAGUCCUCCGAAAAGGCGCGCUCGCCGUUGCAGCCAUUGCCGGCAAAGUCGGAGCCGGCGGAUGUGGCCAAAGAGUUCAUGUCGCCGCCGGCCAAGGCCAAGGGGAAGCGCGGUCGACCGACCAAGAAAGACGCCGUCAAGAAGACUGCGGACGUCAAGUCAUUUUUCUCACCGAAGAAGGACGACAAGGUCGACGCUGCCAAGGCGGUAGAGGCUUCUUCGCCUUCCGACGAGGUGGCGUUGGACGAGACAACCGAGGUGGACGAGGCGCCCGAGGCAACGGUGGUCGCAGCGACCGAGGACGACGAAGCCAAGGCGGCGGCACCCACCAUUGUGCCCACGUCCCCCGUCGAUGUCGACGCGCUACCUGCGCCGAGUCACGGUCUCGAGCACUUUACCGGCAGCUACGCCCUAGUGCCAACCUCCGGCACCCCGCCGAGCCAGCGCUGGGGCGCGACCGCGACGCGCAUCUCGAAGGACCGCAUUGUGCUCUACGGCGGCGAGAGCGAAGACGAGACGACGCUUGCGGAUAUCCACGUGUUUGACAUUGCGACGAAUGCGUGGAGCCGUCCGGCCAACUGCGAAAGCCUGCCGCGGACGUGGCACGGCGCUGUGUACCUGCCGACGAACAAGCUGCUCGUUGUGUUUGGCGGCGAGCGCCUUGUGAAUGACGCGAUGGAGACGCUCGCCGACCCGAUGGUGCUUGAUACGGAGGCCUUUCUGUGGUACCCCCCAGUCGUCGCGGGGCCGGUACCCGUCGCGCGAAGCGGUCACAGCAUGUGCCGGCUCGGCUCGGACAUAGUCGUCUUUGGCGGCAACCGUGGUCGCAGCAGCAUGAACUCGGUCCACGUACUCGAGACGGCGACAUGGACGUGGCGCAACAUUCGAGUCGACGGCCGGGCGCCCGCAGCCCGCAACUACCACUCGGCGGUUGCGAUCGGCGACCACCGCAUGGUCCUCUUUGGCGGCAACGACACCAAGCGCAGCUUCGACUCGGUACACGUGCUCGAACGUCGGCCCGCGGACAAUGCGUGGUUUUGGUUCCACCCGUGCACGGUCGGUGUCGGUCCCGCGCCCCGGACGGGCCAGAUCGCGGUCGCCCUCGAUGCGUCGACGAUCCUUGUCUAUGGUGGCUGGGACCCGCAGGUCGGCGCCCAGAAAACGACCCUCUUUGGUGACGUAUUUGCGCUCAACACGGAGACGUGGGAGUGGAAGCCAGUGACGAUGGACUCCUCUGACGGCAUGCAACGUGUUGGACACUGCGCUGUGCUCGCAAACGAAGGCGCCAAGACCGUCUUGCUCUUUGGCGGCCAAGAUGCCCACGAGACGCGCAGCAACGAGGUGUUUUCACUUACAUUGGCUUAG